GUAAUUUAGAAAUACGGAUACGAAAGGCGUUAAGAAUAAGAUACUGUCAUAGAUUCGGGUGUAAGUCGCUUGUCGUCGUCGCCACCUUAGCUUCCUCUGCAGCAUAGCAAACCAAACAUGUGAUAAUUUCAUGCACACGGAGUCACGGACGAAGAACCAGAGCAACCUAGCUUCAGCCUAUCAAAGAACGCGUACAGACACAGAGAACAGAAGAAAAAUAAACGAAUACAUAAUGGCCACAGUUCCUGCUCUCUUAAACCCCUCCUUUUUGGCUCCAAAACCACCUAAUAGACACUCCAUUUGCUACACCAAACCCAUCUUCAUUUUCCCUACGUCUUCGGCUCAUUCGCCGCUUUCUUUGUCUCGGUUCCAACGAUGUUAUUUUAGCGUCAACAUGGCUAUUACUGCUUCUUUGAAGGAGAAUUUGGGUAAUUUGAGAAAGAGGGCGACUGAUUUUACGAGCUUGAACUACUGGGUUGUAAGAGACUACUAUCGUCUAGUGGAGUCAGUUAAUGCCAUUGAGCCGCAGAUUCAGAAGCUCUCUGAUGAGCAGUUGAGCGCUAAAACUGUGGAGUUCAGAAGAAGAUUAAGACAAGGAGAGACACUAGCGGAUAUUCAAGCUGAGGCCUUCACUGUUGUUCGUGAAGCUGCAAGAAGGAAACUUGGAAUGCGCCAUUUUGAUGUGCAGAUUAUUGGUGGUGCAGUGCUCCAUGAUGGAUCAAUUGCUGAGAUGAAAACAGGGGAGGGAAAAACAUUGGUUUCAACAUUGGCUGCAUAUCUUAAUGCACUGACCGGUGAGGGUGUCCAUGGUAUGUUUCCUAUCCUUAACUUCCAAAAUAUGUUAUUUCUUUCAAGCAAAUUGGCUAGAUAUAAUUAGGAAUCUUGCAUAUAC
Molecule: messenger RNA, 892 nt
Organism: Hevea brasiliensis (rubber tree)
Lineage: Eukaryota; Viridiplantae; Streptophyta; Magnoliopsida; Malpighiales; Euphorbiaceae
Product: protein translocase subunit SECA2, chloroplastic-like
Exons: 5
Coding region: 131-877 (248 amino acids)
Biological process (GO): protein import; protein targeting
Cellular component (GO): chloroplast envelope; membrane
Molecular function (GO): ABC-type protein transporter activity; ATP binding
Source: RefSeq, a predicted model, not a curated record